GAUCUCUCUUUCACUCAUUCUAAGCAAUCUCCUGCUUCUUUAUUAAAUUGAAAACCUUUACCGUAUGUUUAUGCUGAAUUAAAUAUCCUGUAUUAUUGGUUCUCCAUUCCAAACUUAUUGUUCUUCGUCAUUCGUGGGAUUGGGUUUUUUUCUGGUUUUAGUUUUCCAACAUUCUUUUUGGUUUUUGGUGUAUGCAUUUGUGCUGUGCAUUCACUUUUCUUCAGAGAGAAAGAGAAAUUGAAAAGAUAAAGAAUUUGCUGAAUUCAUAUUAAGGAUAAAUAAUGCUGUUCCUAUACCUAAGCAGUAUCAGAAGUUCCUCGAGUUAUGCAGGGUGCCUGUGACCCAAUAGUUCAUUCUGGGGACAUCUUACCUUUGAGGAUUAAAAUUUGAGGGCCCAAUUGUAAGAGCUGUUCAUAAAGAUUACCACAUAGAGGAGCAGAAGGUGAAAGGGCUUUGGGGGAAACAAAAUGGUGGUUGCCAGUUCUAAUCCGCACCACAGGGAAAUAAGUAUCAGGAAGAGGAUUGCGAGCAUAUUCAAUAAACGAGAAGAUGAUUUUCCUUCUUUGAGAGAAUACAAUGAUUACUUGGAGGAAGUAGAGGAUAUGACGUUUAACUUGAUCGAAGGAAUAGAUGUCCCUGCUAUUGAAGCCAAAAUUGCACAGUACCAGGAAGAAAAUGCUGAACAAAUAAUGAUUAAUAGAGCCCGCAAGGCUGAAGAACUAGCUGCAGCUCUAGCAGCAAGCAAGGGUCAUCCUGUACAAAAUGAUACUGAUGUGGCACUGAACCAAGGCUUUCAAGCAGGAUUUGGUACUGGUAUGCAGGGGCAAUAUGCACCUACAAUUUCUGGACAACCACGACCAGUGGGCAUGGGAGGCCCGCAACCACUGCCACUCGGAGGGGUGCAUGAUAUGCAUGGAUAUGAUGAUGAAGAAAUGAUGCAGCUGCGAGCAGAGAGAGGUCCAAGGGCAGGAGGGUGGAGUCCAAUGAUAAGCAGGAAGAGGGCACUUGAAGAAGCCUUCAGUAGCAUUUGGAUUUCAUAGGACCAUAGCUUCUUAAUCUCUGUAAUGUAUUAUGUAUAUGGCCGAGCUAUUUACUUAUUCAUGAUAAAGAAUUUGUUUGUCAGAUUUUUGACAUGCGGCGAGGUUUAAAGUUAUACCUUCUAAAGUUAUAUGACGAUCAAGUAUUGUAAAAUUGUCCUAUUUAUGUACCAGGAACCAUUAACAUCAAACGAGAGCUACAACAAGGAAAGAAGUUUGUGUUUUUAA
Molecule: messenger RNA, 1265 nt
Organism: Rosa rugosa (rugosa rose)
Lineage: Eukaryota; Viridiplantae; Streptophyta; Magnoliopsida; Rosales; Rosaceae
Exons: 6
Coding region: 468-1040 (190 amino acids)
Biological process (GO): regulation of cyclin-dependent protein serine/threonine kinase activity; regulation of transcription by RNA polymerase II; DNA repair
Cellular component (GO): transcription factor TFIIH holo complex
Source: RefSeq, a predicted model, not a curated record